Molecule: messenger RNA, 2578 nt
Organism: Clarias gariepinus (North African catfish)
Lineage: Eukaryota; Metazoa; Chordata; Actinopteri; Siluriformes; Clariidae
Gene: pnn
Product: pinin, desmosome associated protein
Exons: 9
Coding region: 51-2021 (656 amino acids)
Cellular component (GO): catalytic step 2 spliceosome
Source: RefSeq, a predicted model, not a curated record
CCCACAGCGGUGCGUGCGUGUUAGCAGAACGGCGGCUGACUAGCAGCGCUAUGGCGGUGGCAGUGCGAGCUUUACAGGACCAGCUCGAAAAAGCCAAAGAGAGCUUAAAGAAUGUGGACGAAAAUAUAAAAAAGUUAACUGGAAGGGACCCGAACGAGUUAAGGCCGGGUCAGACCAGACGGCUUUCCCUUACAGGCCCAGGUGGAGGAGGUAGGGGCAGAGGAAUCAACAUAUUGAGGCGUGGACUCUCCGAUGGCGGUGGAGGACCCGCAGCCAAACAGAGGGAUGUUGAAGGGGCACUCUUGAGGCUGGCAGGGGAUCAGCGAGCCAGGAGAGAUUCACGGCAUGACAGCGACGCUGAGGAUGAGGACGAUGUCAAAAAACCAGCGUUGCAGUCAUCAGUAGUCGCUACCUCCAAGGAGCGCACACGUCGAGAUCUUAUUCAAGAUCAGACCAUGGAUGAGAAAGGAAAGCAAAGAAAUCGCCGCAUGUUUGGCCUGUUGAUGGGAACGCUGCAGAAAUUUAAGCAGGAGUCGACAGUGUCUACAGACAGGCUUAAAAGACGGCAGGAAAUUGAACAGAAGCUGGAAGUGCAAGCAGAGCAAGAGCGUAAGAAAGUGGAGAGCGAGAGACGCGAGCUGUUCGAAGAGAGACGAGCCAAGCAGACGGAGCUCAGGCUUCUGGAGCAUAAAGUAGAGCUGGCUCAGCUGCAAGAGGAGUGGAACGCCCACAAUUCUAAGAUUAUCAAGUUUAUUCGGACAAAGACCAAGCCUCCGCUUCUCUACCUGCCAGGCCGCAUAUGUUCAGCUACGCAGAAGCUCCUGGAUGAGUCUCAGAAAAAAAUGAACGCCAUGUUUGAUGAGAGGCGUGAGGCUUUUGCUGAGCACCUGAACAAGAUGGAGGCUCGGCCGAGGCGUCAGUCUCAGCGUGCCGGCAAAAAGGAAAUGGAGAGUGCUGAAGGGCGGAAGAAAGAAGAGGAAGAUGAAGAGGAGGGUAAGCAGAAGGAGAGGCUGACAGGUAAACGACAUGAUGUAGAGAUGGAGGAUGAGGAUGAGGAGGAAGCAGAGGAGGAAAUGGAAGAAAGGGAGGGGAGUUCAGAGGUCAGGGAUCGGGAGGUAGAGGGGGAGAAAGAACAGAAGGAGGAGGAGGAAGCUAUGGAGAAGGAUGAGGGGAAGGUAGAAAAAGAGGAGGAGGGUGAAGAGGGAAGGGUGGCUGUGGAGGAUAGAGAGGUAGAGGAGAAGAUGGAGGUUGAGAUGGUAGUAAGGGAUUUAGAGGGAGAACAGCAACAGCAGCAAGAAGAGCAGGAGAAGAGUCCAGAGGUAGAUGAGGUAGGUAACGACAGGGAUGAAGAGAAGGAAAAGGAGCAGGAGAAGGAGAGCCUCCAGGAAAAUGACAUCAAAUCCCCCAAAACUGCUGACAACGACACACAAGUCCAAGCUGAGGAAUCUAAAGAUCCUCCUGUUGAAGUUUCCUCACAACCCAUAAUGAAAGACAGCGCAGAGCCAGGUGGGUCUCUUGAGCCCCAAACACAUACUGAACAACCAGAAAAAGACGUAAAGCAGCCACAGGAAGUAGUCAUGGAGCCUCAAGAAGCAAAGAAACCAGAGGAGGAGGAGGUGGUGGUGGAUGAGGCACGGGGCCGAGCUAAGACCCAGACAUCACAGAGCAGAAGCCAGAGGAGCAGCAGCAGCUCCUCCACGAGCUCCUCGUCCAGUUCUUCGUCUAGCGGCUCGAGCUCUUCCUCCAGCAGUUCUAGCAGUUCUUCGUCUGCCUCGUCGUCCUCUUCAUCGAGCUCUCGAUCACGCAGCCGCAGCAGAGAGCGUCGUAGAAGGAAUUCGGAACGGAGAAAGAACGACAGGAGUCAAAAGACAAGUAAAAGCAGCGGUGGGCACAGAGACAGGAAAGAAAGGUCCAAGGAGAAGGACAGGAAGAGGACGGGUUCAGAUGGAAGCAGGUCGGGAAAACGGUCGUCACGCAGCGAACGGGAUCGCAAAUCUGACCGAAAAGAGAAAAGGCGCUAAAGGGUGGGAGAGAAAUCAUUUGUUUUUCUUCUUUUGUAUACAAGUCAGUCUGAGAAUGUUGUGUAUGGAGAGAAGGUGAAAUUGCCUUAACAUGACUUCCUGUUCUUUUUAAUAUAUGACUACAUAACUGGCCCUUUUUGUUUCUCUUUUUAAUUUACUCUUCUCUCACUUCCUGUGCUGUCUUAAUUUGUAGCUUUUAUAAAGAUUAAUUUUACUGUAAUGCUAAAAUCACGUUGAUCUUUCAGCCCUGUUAUCUGAUCUGACUGCAGGAGGAGCUCUCAUACUGAACUUAAGCAUUUUUGACCCCGGUAUUGUUGCUUGUCAUGUCAUGGUCGUAUAGUAGAGUAGUAAUUUUUCUUCUUUUUUUUUUGGGCCACUUGUGCAGUUCAGCUGUCGUUUUUCAGUUUUUCUCUGUAAAUGUCAGAUGUCCGCUGUGCUGAGGGAAGCACAACAGCCCUGAUUUUUGGAGUGGGAGAGAAAGAGCCGUUGACCUUUUUGUAUAAUUGAAGCGUAAUCAUAUCUUGUGAGAAACUUGAAUAAAAUGCAGAAAAAAAACA